CCUUUGAUUAUAUACAACCCUAGAUUCCCCUUAGAAGAAGCCAUUGCUGCCAUACAUAAACUGGGGCAAACUGCCCCCGUUACAAAUUUCGCUCUACAGUGUCUAUUGUGUCAUCGCCGGUGCUACACAUAUUUGACAGUUGGCAUUAAUUUCGAUUUUGUCCUUUUAAAAUGCGUGUAUGUGCUUUAAACGUGUGCAGAAAUUACAAAGGUCGACUAAAAACGACACACAAGGUCACCUACCAUCUGAUACCGAAUGAUCCCAUUAUAAGAAGCAAAUGGGUAGAAAUAAUUAGAAAAAGCCGUGGAGAGGACUACUGGAAACCAGCAAAAUCCACAGUGAUCUGCUCUGAUCAUUUCCACCACAAAGAUCUAUAUUACACAAAAAAUCAGACAGGACUCCGAAGACUGAAAAAGGGAGUGUUACCGAGCAAAGCAUUAUUUGUAUUACCAGCUAAGUCUGAAGAAAGCGCUAGCUCUGGCGAAGAAGCAGAAGCAAUAAGUGAAGGAUUUAGCAAACAGCCGGUUAGUUAGGCCUACAAUUAAUUACAUUGAUAAAGUUCUGUCAUUAAUAUUAAUACAUCCUACUAAUAUUAUAAAUGCGAAAGUUUUAGCGUAUGUGUGUAUGUUUGUUACUUAUUUACGUCAAAACGGCUGAA
Molecule: messenger RNA, 658 nt
Organism: Plutella xylostella (diamondback moth)
Lineage: Eukaryota; Metazoa; Arthropoda; Insecta; Lepidoptera; Plutellidae
Product: THAP domain-containing protein 5
Molecular function (GO): sequence-specific DNA binding
Source: RefSeq, a predicted model, not a curated record